Letharia lupina is the source of this 711-nucleotide messenger RNA. RefSeq lists its product as uncharacterized. The transcript has a single exon. Lineage: Eukaryota; Fungi; Ascomycota; Lecanoromycetes; Lecanorales; Parmeliaceae. The record is from RefSeq and is a predicted model, not a curated record. Bases 1 to 711 code for a protein of 236 amino acids.
AUGUGCAAAGAAGAGCGUCCCUUGUCGACGGUCAAGUUCCUCGGCGACGCCUUAUCCCUGAACCAUAUUGCAAGCACUCCGAACCCAGAAGCAAACCAAACCGACAAUGGAAGAACACCAGAAGAGAUCUCGGUCUUCGAUAAUAUCUACUUACCAAUCCUAACAAGAAGCGGCAUUCCAAUCACAGACCAAGACAGGGAAGAAAUAAGACUGCGCGGUUUAUCGCCCAUUCCGGAAGAGCAUGUCACAUGGGCAAGAGCAGAUCAAGCAUGGCGGUCUUUCGAACAAUCAAGGGAGAUGCAGCCAGCGCAAAGCCCAGUGCGAUGGCUUUUGGACGAAAGCAUGCGCUUUGAAGAACCCGAAGAAUACAUCAGCGACCCGGGCCUACCAACCGAUGACCUUGGUAACCGAUCUUUUGAUCUCCCGACUUUAGCAUCCUUCCUCCCGAUCCCACCUCCGGAAACCUGGUCUGUCGACACACAAGAUGCUCACACCGCUAGCAGUAAUUUGACGAGAUUAUCAGCACGCCUGCCAGGCACCGAAGGCCGUCGCUCGACAACUCCUAACCAGCUGCAGGAGCUGAGGAAUACUGUGCAGACGGUCAGUAGUCGUGAUGCGAUGUUUGGGGAUGAGGGCUAUCAGAGUUUGAGAUCGAGUGACUCGGAGAGUGAGACGAAGGAGGGUGAGAGUGAGGAGGGGGAGGUGGAGUAG